AUGCCGGCGCAACAGAUCAACCAACCCUCAAACCAAAUCAAACUCACCAACGUCAGUCUGGUCCGCCUAAAGAAAGGCAAGAAAAGAUUCGAAGUCGCAUGCUACAAAAACACCGUCACAUCCUUCCGCGCCGGCAACGAAACCGACUUCGACAAUGUGCUCCAAAUCCCCAACGUCUUCCUCAACGUCUCCAAAGGCCAAGUCGCACCGAACGAGGAGCUGAAGAAAGCGUUCCCUGGCAUGACACGAGACGAAGUGGUGAUGGAGAUUUUGACAAAGGGCGAAAUUCAAGUAGGCGAGAAGGAGCGAUCGCAGGAGUUGGAUCGGGUGCAUAAGGAGGUUAUUGAUAUUGUUGCGGGGAGGUUGGUGGAUCCGAAGACGAAGAGGGUGUAUACGACGGGUAUGAUUGAGAAGGCACUGGAUCAACUAAGCAGUCAAGGAGGACACGCUGGACGGAGUGCUGGCAAGGCGAAGGCGGAAGCCAAUGACAGGAGCAAGAGCAGAGAUCAGACUCCCGCCGCCGCGAUAGACUCAGGCUCAAAUACCCCCUCAAGAACGAACGGGCAGGCAGAAGGAGGCGAUAACCCUGCUGAGAAACCAAAACCCAAAUGGACUGGAGUGACAACCUCGAAGAACGCCAAAUCCCAAGCCCUCGACGCCAUGAAGGCACUCAUCGCACAUCAACCUAUUCCCGUUGCACGGGCGAGGAUGAGGCUACGCAUAACCUGUCCCAACGGCGUCCUGAAGCAGACGGUAAAGACGCCAGCCAAGUCAGAAAGCGAGGAACCCACUACUGGAACUGUCAAAGACAAGAUCCUAGGCUUCGUCGAGCAAGUCGAGAACCAAGAUGUCGCGGGCGAGGAAUGGGAGUGCGUGGGAUUCGUCGAGCCAGGAAGUUUCAAGACACUCAGCGACUUUGUGAGCACGCAUACCAAGGGCAGGGCGAGGGUGGAAGUGCUGGAUACGACGGUCACGCAUGAGGAUUAG
Messenger RNA from Zasmidium cellare ATCC 36951, 987 nucleotides. RefSeq lists its product as uncharacterized. Lineage: Eukaryota; Fungi; Ascomycota; Dothideomycetes; Mycosphaerellales; Mycosphaerellaceae. Bases 1 to 987 code for a protein of 328 amino acids. The transcript has a single exon. Gene Ontology annotation, biological process: cytosolic ribosome assembly; ribosome biogenesis. The record is from RefSeq and is a predicted model, not a curated record.